AUGAGCCGUGAAGCACAUUCAUUUCAGUCUCGCUCCAAACGCGCAAUUUCCACUGCGAUGCUGAUAUACCACUUUCUAUGGGAAGAAGGAAGAAUCACCUUUAAGAAGUCGAAACAAUCCACGUAUGCACUUAAGGUGUUAAUUGGUAAAGAGGCAAUUCUUAAAGACCGUGUGUUUAGUCCAGAUCACAUGGAGUUUUUGUCAAACACUUUUUGUCGCAAGAUGAACAUUUUAAUUCAAAAGGCACGAAAAACAAAAGCUUCACAGCUAUCAGUCAAUUUUAACAAAUUAUCAAGUGUCAAAGACGAAGUUAGAAAUAAUGACAAUAAGCCCAAGACGAUGAUAACAGUCUGUAGAAACAGAGAAGCUGCAUUUUCCAACUUUUUAGCUUCUGUUUUAAUUGAACGGGGGUUCACACUGAACUUGACUUUAAUUACCUUUAAGAACUCAACAAGUGCAACGCACCUUUAUGUUUGGGAUUCAGUCAUCAGUCCACAUGGCAACACUUUCUUUCCCGAUCAACAUGAAGAUACUUUAGUCGGACUUAUCAACCAAAUUCAGAAAUACAGAAAAAACACCACACUUUGCAAGGACAACUUCGACUGGGGUCUUUACACGCCAAGUGCCUUUUCACCAACAGACAAACAACUCUAUGAGGUGUUGUUGUAA
Messenger RNA from Entamoeba invadens IP1, 669 nucleotides. RefSeq lists its product as hypothetical. The record is from RefSeq and is a predicted model, not a curated record. The transcript has a single exon. Bases 1 to 669 code for a protein of 222 amino acids. NCBI's taxonomy places the organism in Eukaryota, Evosea, Mastigamoebida, Endamoebidae.